Penicillium diatomitis is the source of this 1326-nucleotide messenger RNA. RefSeq names its product SEC14 family lipid-binding protein. Lineage: Eukaryota; Fungi; Ascomycota; Eurotiomycetes; Eurotiales; Aspergillaceae. The transcript is spliced from 4 exons. The record is from RefSeq and is a predicted model, not a curated record. The coding region runs from base 1 to 1326 and encodes 441 amino acids.
AUGCUUUGGCGGACCAAGUCCCACCACAGUGAGACGUCGGAGCAGGACCUCUCCCGCACGACGUCAGCAGCGAAGAAUGAUGCGGCUGCGUCGGCAUCCCAGGCUGCGGGCACGGCAUGGUUGGCGGGCCAUCUGCAUCACUUGACGCCGGAGCAGGAGGCGAAGCUUGAAGAGUUCAAGAAAGUUUGUGCGGAGCACAAGUACUAUACCCCCGCUGUUGUGGCCGCAGAUGGCGUUGAGGCUUCGCCGGCGAGUCAUGGAGAUGCGACGAUGCUGCGUUUCCUGCGAGCCCGGAGAUUCGAUGUGGAAGGCGCAUGGGGCCAGUUCAAGGACACUGAGGAUUGGCGCAAGGAAAACGAUAUCGAAGAUCUCUAUGCGAAUAUUGCAGUGGACAAAUAUGAGGCGUCGCGACGAAUGUACCCUCAAUGGACUGGUCGUCGCGAUCGCCGCGGUAUCCCCAUUUACGUAUUUGAAAUUCGUCAUUUGAACUCGAAACAAAUGGCUGCUUAUAACGACACGAUGAACUCGGCCAAACCCGAGACACACAAGAAGUCAUCCGUUCCUCCGCGACUUCUGACUCUGUUUGCGCUAUAUGAGAACCUUUUGAACUUUGUCAUGCCCUUGUGUUCGGCGCUUCCACGUCCUAACCCGGAGACCCCUAUCGUAUCGUCGACCAAUAUCGUGGAUGUGAGCGGCGUGGGACUGAAGCAAUUCUGGAACCUGAAGAGUCACAUGCAGGAUGCCAGCGUGCUGGCCACAGCUCAUUAUCCGGAGACGCUUGAUCGGAUUUUCAUUAUCGGCGCACCUAGUUUCUUCCCAACUGUCUGGAGCUGGAUCAAGCGAUGGUUUGACCCCAACACCACGUCGAAGAUCUUCAUUCUUUCAGCUGCUGAGGUCAACUCCACUCUGACCUCCUUCAUGGAACCCAGCAGCAUCCCCAAGCAAUAUGGUGGUGAAUUGGAAUGGCAAUGGGGAGAGAUGCCCAACCUGGAUGCGCCAGCCCAUGAGCUUGUUCACGACCUUGAACAACCCGCAGCUGAUGGAUCGUCGAAGAAGGAGCUUCUCAAGGGUCCAGUCCUCUUCAAGGGGGACACCGUUGAAGUUUUGGGUACAGUGGAUGGCACACCGCGCCGAAAGACCAUUCCUGUGCCGCAACCCCAAGGUUCGACUCAAGCGACUCAGGUCCCCGCGAGUACUUCUACAGCGCAAGCGAACGGCGGUGCGGAGACCACACCCAACCCUCCGGUUGUCGAGGAUGAAAAGACGGUCUUGGACAACGCUCCCGUGAAUGCGGAGGAACCCCAGACCACAACUGCCGCCGCAUAG